Molecule: messenger RNA, 3155 nt
Organism: Budorcas taxicolor (takin)
Lineage: Eukaryota; Metazoa; Chordata; Mammalia; Artiodactyla; Bovidae
Gene: RUNX1
Product: RUNX family transcription factor 1
Exons: 5
Coding region: 1620-2789 (389 amino acids)
Biological process (GO): hemopoiesis; neuron differentiation; regulation of transcription by RNA polymerase II
Cellular component (GO): nucleus
Molecular function (GO): DNA-binding transcription factor activity, RNA polymerase II-specific; RNA polymerase II cis-regulatory region sequence-specific DNA binding; ATP binding
Source: RefSeq, a predicted model, not a curated record
GCCAGCGGGCGCAGGCGGGACGAGCGCCCCGCGGCCGGACCCAGCCAGGGCACCACGCUGCCCGGCCCUGAGCCGGCAGGCAUCUCUUGCUGGGGAUACUGGGGACGCCAGAAGAAAGUCAGUCCUUGCCGUUUUUCAUAGAACCGCGUUGGAACUUCGAUUUUGAUUUGUGUGUGGGGGAGGAUUUUGUUGUUGUUUUUGCCUUUUCCUACUUUUGAAUGAACUGGUUUCUUGGCUGGAUGGUUCCAUUUCUUUCCUGGGUGUGAACUUUUCUCCGGUUGUGUCCUUUGACAACAGCGGGAGAGAGUGCGCCGGGCUUCGUGGCGAGUGGUGAAGUGGCGCGUGUGCGUGGCAGAGUGUGCGUGCUUGUGUAACUCGAGCCGCCCCGUCUGUUGCGAUCUGCGCUGCGGAGCCUUUCUCGCCAGGGCCCGCUCCACCUGCUGCGGUUCCGCGGUGAGUGUGGGUAAAUUGGCGCGUCCGGGCAGUUCACCCGGCCGGCGCUGGGGCGACGUUGGAGGAAGCUCGUCUCGCUACUGCCCAAGUCGGGGCUGACUCACCGGAGUCGAUGUAGACGGCGGCUGGCUCCCGAGGAGUGCGUGCCUGCGUGCGUCUGACUCCGCUGCAGCUCACCUCCCACCAAACCACAGGAUCAGCCACAAACUUAACCAACAUCCCCAAACCCGAGUUCUCAGAUGUGGAGAGCUGAACCCUGAAUAUCAUCGACUUGGAUUUUUUUUUUUUUAAGAUCAGCUUUUUCUUUGAUAAAGCUUGAAUUUUCUGAACUGAGCAUUUUGCCAGAAUUUAUUGAAAACAUGACAAGUCCUUCUAGCCCAGCCCUUCAACUACUGAAGCUGAUUCUCAAGGCUACUUAGAGAAGAAAAAAAAAAAAAAAAAAAACGUGCAGCGAACAUUAAUGGGUUUCUGUUGUGUUUAAAUUCUCUACAGAUUGUACUGUAAAUAUUUUAUGAAGUAGAGCAUAUGUGUAUGUUUAUAUAUAUGUGCACAUACAUUAGAAGCAGGACCUUUUGGAAGUCUCAGCUCUCGCUUUUGAGGACCGAAGCCAGUUUUGCAUGAAUAAAAAGUGGCGCCGUAUUUGAAGACACUCGUAUAUUUUCUGUUGUGUUUGGACUUUAGACAAAACUCACCUGGGGGGGAAAAAAAAAAGAAGAAGAACUGACAGGCAAUUAACUACUGGAACGUCCAAAUCCUAUAUUUGCUGGUCCUUCUGCUCUCCGCAUAAAUAGUUUAAGAAGUGUAUGGGAAUUUUUGCCUCCGGGUACUUCUGUAACAGCCAAAGACUGAAACUUCAAAUUCUCAAAGCAAAACUCAGAAGAUAGGGUCCCUUGGCCCUUGACUUUGGACUCUGGUCGCCCACUUUUCAAAGCACUAAGCGGUCGGUGCCCGGGUCUGAGCUGAGGCCGAUUGGCAGAACUAGAACUUUUUCCGCCUUCCUGGACUGUUCGUAACUUAGUCUCCCCCUCUCCCCCAGCCACCUUGCAGCAAUAAAGGUCCCUGAACUUGUAUGUUGGUCUCCCGGGAGCUGCUUGCUGAAGAUCCGCGCCCCUGUCGCCGUUUGGUAGGAGCUGUUUGCAGGGUCCUAACUCAAUCGGCUUGUUGUGAUGCGUAUCCCUGUAGAUGCCAGCACGAGCCGCCGCUUCACGCCGCCUUCCACCGCGCUGAGCCCGGGCAAGAUGAGCGAGGCGCUGCCGCUGGGCGCCCCGGACGCCGGCGCCGCCCUAGCCGGCAAGCUGAGGAGCGGCGACCGCAGCAUGGUGGAGGUGCUGGCCGACCACCCGGGCGAGCUGGUGCGCACCGACAGCCCCAACUUCCUCUGCUCCGUGCUGCCCACGCACUGGCGCUGCAACAAGACCCUGCCCAUCGCUUUCAAGGUGGUGGCUCUGGGGGACGUUCCGGAUGGCACUCUGGUGACCGUGAUGGCAGGCAAUGAUGAAAACUACUCAGCUGAACUGAGAAAUGCAACCGCGGCCAUGAAAAACCAAGUUGCGAGAUUCAAUGACCUCAGGUUUGUCGGUCGGAGUGGAAGAGGGAAAAGCUUCACUCUGACCAUCACUGUCUUCACAAACCCACCGCAAGUCGCCACCUACCACAGAGCCAUCAAAAUCACAGUGGAUGGACCCCGAGAACCUCGAAAUACGAGGCAGAUCCAGCCGUCCCCACCGUGGUCCUACGAUCAGUCCUACCAGUACCUAGGAUCCAUCGCCUCUCCCUCUGUCCACCCAGCCACACCCAUCUCGCCUGGGCGGGCCAGCGGCAUGACAACCCUCUCAGCCGAGCUUUCCAGUCGACUUUCAACUGCGCCCGACCUGACGGCCUUCGGCGACCCGCGCCAGUUCCCUGCGCUGCCCUCCAUCUCCGACCCCCGCAUGCACUACCCUGGAGCUUUCACCUACUCCCCAACUCCUGUCACGUCGGGCAUCGGCAUCGGCAUGUCGGCCAUGAGCUCGGCCACGCGCUACCACACGUACCUGCCGCCGCCCUACCCCGGCUCGUCGCAGGCACAGGGCGGCCCGUUCCAGGCCAGCUCACCGUCCUACCACCUGUACUACGGCGCGUCGGCCGGCUCCUACCAGUUCUCCAUGGUGGGCGGCGAGCGCUCGCCGCCACGCAUCCUGCCGCCCUGCACCAACGCGUCCACCGGCUCGGCGCUGCUCAAUCCCAGCCUCCCGAACCAGAGCGACGUAGUGGAGGCUGAGGGCAGCCACAGCAACUCCCCCACCAACAUGGCGCCCGCCGCGCGCCUCGAGGAGGCCGUGUGGCGGCCCUACUGAGUGAGGCUGCGCACGCGCGCUCCGUGCAGCCGGACGUCGUCCCGGAGGCGCCCGUCGGGUGCCCAGCGUCGCGUGGUGGAGAAGCCCGCGCCGGCCCCGCGGGGGAUGCUCGCCACCUGCCAACUGCCUGCGGUCGCCAUCUCUCGCUUCUGAAGUCCGCGCAGUUCGCCGCCGCUGUGGGCCCGUCUCAGAUUUUUUUCUUCUAACCUGACGCAACUUGAGCGUGUCCGGUUCACCGCCCUGUGGGCACUUCGUUAAGGCAAACAGGAAGAUUCCCGGAGGGAAACUGUGAAUGCUUCUGAUUUAGCAAUGCUGUGAAUAAAAGAAAGAUUUUAUAACUUUGACUUCACUUUUUAACCAAGUCGU